AGCUGUCUAAACAGUACAUGAAUUUUAUAAAUAUAUUUAGCAUUUUAAUGCAAUAAAUAAUGAGUGCAGGAUAGAAAGUAUAAUAUUGUUUGAUUUAGGCUAUGAAUUAUGUUAUCCGGAGAAUGAAAAGCCAUCUACAUUGGUGAGUACAGCAAUUGGAAAAUGUAUCACUGUAACAUGAACAGGUCAAUGUUAUCAAUUUAGGUCGUCUGGUCUUUGUUUUAACUUAUAUUGAAGUUACAGUACUAUAGAGGAUUUGCUCCUCUUCUUCAAACAUUGACAGCACAUCUUUACCAACUCCCAGGACCAUGGAAAACUCUACUCACUACGAGGUCUUUAGGCUUGCUGCAUACGGUGAUAUCGGACAAUUGAAAUAUUUCUACUUUGCUGUAGUGACUGUAAUAUAUUUUGUCAUCAUUCUUGCCAAUACUUUACUUAUUGGAGUUAUCUGCAUUGAAAGAAGCCUUCAUGAACCCAUGUAUCUGUUUCUAUGUGCUUUGUUUGUUAAUCAGUUGUAUGGGAGCACUGGUUUGUUUCCUGCUCUCAUGUUUUACUUGCUGUCUGACACACAUGAUAUUUCCCUUCUUUAUUGUUAUCUCCAGAUUUAUGUGUUGUACACAUAUGCUAUAACAGAAUUUAGUAAUUUAUCAGUUAUGUCCUAUGACAGAUACAUCUCUAUUUGUUAUCCUCUACAGUAUAACAAUAUUAUGACACCUAAAACCAUUUGUGGCUUAAUUCUACUACCCCAAGUGUAUUCUUUUUUCCUCAAUGCCAUCGUUAUCUCCCUGAGUUUGCGACUGCAAUUUUGUGGUAACAUUCUAGACAGAGUGUAUUGUGACAACUACUCAGUCGUCAAGCUUGCCUGUUCAAAUACUAUGCUGAAUAACAUAUGGGGUCUUGUUGGCACUGUGCUUUCUUUUUCUUGUACUAUAUGUCCUACCAUAUACUCAUAUGUAAGAAUUCUACAGAUAUGUUUAAAGUCUUCUAAAGAGACGAAACAGAAAGCAUUUAACACCUGUACGCCACAUAUAGCCUCUUUGCUGAACUUCUUAUUUGGCUGUUUAUUUUUGAUUCUACAAGGCAGAUAUGAAACUGCAGAUCUUCCACCUAUACUUCGCACUAUUUUAUUAGUUUAUUUUCCAAUAUGUCCACCACUUUUCAAUCCUAUUAUGUAUGGCAUUAGGAUGGUUAAUAUCAGGCAGGCUUGUAAAAAGUUACUAGGCUGUUACCUUAAAACAUAACCUGGUUGUAAUUUUUUUGUAACUUUUAAUUAUGCGUUUUAUUACUUAUAAUUGCUAUUAUUGACGGUAUAGAUAUGUGUCAUUUUGGAAUAAUUUCUCUGUAGCCCAAAUAUUAUUGUCAAGUUUAUAAUGUAUUGUAACAGAAGGUUGUGUCAUAUUAGCUAGUUAACUGCAUAACUAUAGAGCAUCAAGGGGAGCGGCCCUCCCUACCUUCAAGCUGUGCUCAAAUAGAUGCUAAGUGGGAUCCUUGGGAUGACCCUACACCCCAACUCGUUAUGCCUCUUCUGGUCUCUUGGCCCUGGUCUCUUAGCUCUGGUCUCUUGGCCCACCGUACAUAAACAUUUCUGCAAUAUAUAUGUAACGUUUGCUUACGUUAUUCUAGCAGUAAUGGCUUAUGACAGGUAUGUCUCCAUUUUUAGGCCAUUUCAAUAUUUUUUGCAUUAUGACCCCUUCUAAAGUGAAUAUGUUGUUAGCCUUGGCAUACUUUUUUCCAUAAAUAUUUUCAAAUGUGUAUCACUUCAAGGCUCCCUUUGUGCAGGUACAACAACUUUUUGUGAUGACUAAGCAGUUGUUAAACGCUCUCGUGUUGAAAGUGCGCUGAUCAACCUGUAUGAUAUAUGUAUCAUAUCAAGUCUAGUGGUUUUACCUUUGUUGUUAGUUGUGCUCUCAUAUGUAAAGAUAUUGUUUGCUUGAAAGCCUCAAAGGAGUCACAAACGAAGAAUUUUAAUGUGUGUACUCCUCACUAGAACAUAUUCAUCAACUUCUCUGCAAGCCAUCCUUUUUUCUGUUGUUUACAACAGGCACAGAGGUUAAUGUAUUAAUAUCAGUACAGUUAACUAUUUUCCCACCA
This is a messenger RNA of Oncorhynchus kisutch (coho salmon), 2091 nucleotides long. Its product is annotated as olfactory receptor 11A1-like. The record is from RefSeq and is a predicted model, not a curated record. Gene Ontology annotation, biological process: G protein-coupled receptor signaling pathway; detection of chemical stimulus involved in sensory perception of smell. The coding region runs from base 309 to 1241 and encodes 310 amino acids. Gene Ontology annotation, molecular function: odorant binding; G protein-coupled receptor activity; olfactory receptor activity. The transcript has a single exon. Gene Ontology annotation, cellular component: membrane. NCBI's taxonomy places the organism in Eukaryota, Metazoa, Chordata, Actinopteri, Salmoniformes, Salmonidae.